Messenger RNA from Penicillium lagena, 1083 nucleotides. RefSeq lists its product as uncharacterized. The transcript is spliced from 3 exons. The record is from RefSeq and is a predicted model, not a curated record. NCBI's taxonomy places the organism in Eukaryota, Fungi, Ascomycota, Eurotiomycetes, Eurotiales, Aspergillaceae. The coding region runs from base 1 to 1083 and encodes 360 amino acids.
AUGCUUGGAGUUUCACCCAGGGCGCUGGCCGUCGCCCUGGCUGGCAUCUGGCUCAGCAACCCGCUCCCCGCAGUGGUUGGAUUAAGAACUACCAGUGGUUCACCAUGCGCAAGUAUCUGCAAUAAAACCAGCAGCAACACAACAGGUGCCGAUGUCGUGUGUUUGGACGCCAUGUACGGUGACUCGACCACUGGGGAAACCUUCGAGGCCUGCGUCGACUGCCAGCUGAAGAGCACUUACUUCAACCAGGAGGCGGGUGAGUCGGACGUCAACUGGGGGCUCUAUAACCUGCGCUAUGCUUUUACGACAUGCGUCUUCGCUUACCCCGAAAGCAUCUCCAACAUCUCGUCACCGUGCACUGUCGCAUGCCAGGACAUAAGCCCGGCAGUGGAAACCGGCCUUGACAAUCCAGGCCCCUUUAACUUCAACUCCUGGUGCGGCUCAACUUCAUUCGCGGACAAUGUCAUCAACACAUGUGAGCAAUGCUACAAUGAGACGACGAACCAGAAAUACCUGGCGAACUUCCUUGAAGCCACCCGAUACAACUGCCACUUCCCUAGUGUCUCAGGGGAAGUCUUUAGUAUUGUACCAACUCGAAUUUUCUCCACGGUCCUGCUCCCCUCCAGCCUGUCCCUCAGUACCCCCACUCCCAACUCUUCAAGUGUGAACCUGCCAUUAGUGAUCGCCGUUCCGAUCGUGGGGUUCUUGAUCCUCGUAGGUUCCUUGGCGGGGUGCUGCUUUUGCUUCAUCCGCUGGCGCCGCAAGCGCGUUCGAGGCAAGCGGAUGUCCAAUCACUUGUACGAUCGCUGGAAUGAUACCAGCAUUAGCACGCCCGUUUAUGCACAGGGCGGCUGGGGCGAGCAGCAGGCCCAGGGCCCGGGGUAUGGUUCGGGGGGAUUAGGGUUCGUCGACAGCAAUGGCCAGGCUCAGGCUGUUGGAUACUCAGAAUACUAUCCGCAGUAUCAGCAACAGCAGAAAAAGGGUUUCUCACAGGAGAUCGCAGAGACACCUGGUGCUUACGCUCAGCCGGAGACCACCACGUACGGGGUGCAGCCCGAAAAGCAACACGGCGGGUAUCAGUGA